Molecule: messenger RNA, 1137 nt
Organism: Pichia membranifaciens NRRL Y-2026
Lineage: Eukaryota; Fungi; Ascomycota; Pichiomycetes; Pichiales; Pichiaceae
Exons: 1
Coding region: 1-1137 (378 amino acids)
Cellular component (GO): cytoplasm; nucleus
Molecular function (GO): DNA binding; 5'-flap endonuclease activity; 5'-3' exonuclease activity
Source: RefSeq, a predicted model, not a curated record
AUGGGUAUCAAGGGGCUCAAUGCACUAGUGAAAGAAAACGCUCCGGGCGCAAUCAUCGCCUCGGAGAUGAAGUCGUUGUUUGGCCGUAAAAUCGCAAUAGAUGCCUCCAUGUGUUUGUACCAGUUUAUGAUUGCUGUGCGUCAGCAGGACGGGAACAUGCUCACGAACGAGUCCGGCGAGACAACCUCCCAUCUAAUGGGCUUCUUCUACAGAACGAUCCGAAUGGUCGGCAGCGGCAUUAAGCCCUGCUACGUUUUCGAUGGGAGGCCGCCGGUCUUAAAAGGUGGGGAGUUGGAGAAGAGAUUGAAGAGAAGAGAGGAAGCAGAGAAAAAAGCCGAGGAAAUGAAAGAAACGGGGACGGUGGAAGAGUUACAGAAGUUUGAAAGAAGAACCGUGAGAGUGACGAGACAACAGAAUGAGGAAGCCAAAAAGCUACUCAAACUGAUGGGCAUACCAUUUGUUGAGGCUCCCUGUGAGGCGGAGGCCCAAUGUGCCGAGCUUUCCAGGACGGGGAAAGUGUAUGGUGCAGCAUCGGAAGAUAUGGACACCUUGUGCUACAGCCCGGCGCAUUUCUUAAGGAAUGUUACUGCGGCCGAGGCCAGAAAGUUGAAGAUUGAGGAAUUUGAUAUCAAGAAAGUUCUUGAAGGGUUUGACCUAGACAUACACAUGUUCAUUGACCUCUGUAUCUUACUUGGAUGUGACUAUUGCGAGACCAUCAAGGGAAUUGGUCCAGUGACGGCGUUGAAGCUUAUCAAAGAGCAUAAAAGCAUUGAAAACGUCAUCACGUCCAUUGAGGAGAAUCCAAAGUCGAAAUAUAAGGUUCCUGAGAAUUGGCCGUAUAAGGAAGCAAGGGAGCUCUUCCUACACCCAGAUGUGCUGAAGGGUGACGACGUUGAUCUGAAGUGGACAGAGCCAGAUGUUGACGGUCUAGUCGAAUUCAUGGUGAAGGAAAACGGAUUCAGCGAGCAAAGAAUAAAGGACGGCGCUGCUAAGCUAUCGAAGGCCUUGAAAAGUGGCACACAAGGAAGACUAGACGGGUUUUUCAAAGUAUCUACGAAAGUGGAAAAAGUUGUUGACAAGAAAAGAACAGCCAAGGCUGAUGGAAAGUCCGCUAAGAAGCAAAAGCAGAGGAAAUAA